This is a messenger RNA of Cylas formicarius (sweet potato weevil), 2686 nucleotides long. Its product is annotated as lamin Dm0-like. Bases 235 to 2001 code for a protein of 588 amino acids. The transcript is spliced from 6 exons. The record is from RefSeq and is a predicted model, not a curated record. Lineage: Eukaryota; Metazoa; Arthropoda; Insecta; Coleoptera; Brentidae.
UUCCAUGGUGGCAGAAAUCCGUGUAAACGCGUGCCCCACCUAGUCGCGUUUCACCGAAGAAAAACCGUUAAAACGCCGCUUGCCGCUCCCCUAAUCAUCGCCGAAAAUAGUUUGGUUACCUCGGUGAGAGACCUCGACCGAUUUUCUGUUGGUUUGUGCGGCAUUCGCGUGGUCAGUCUCGAUCUUAACCACUUAUCGAGUGUUUUGGUGACGCGAUAGUUUUUCAAAUUCGUCAUGGCUUCCAAAACGAAGAAGUCGUCUACGCCGGCUUCGAAUCCCCCCAGGCCCGCUAGCCCGCUGAGUCCGACGCGUCAUUCCAGAUUGCAGGAAAAAGCGGACCUACAAAAUUUGAAUGAUCGGCUGGCUUGCUACAUCGAAAAAGUGCGGUAUUUGGAGGCCGAAAAUAACAGGUUAACCCGUGAAAUACAAACAUCGCAAGAAACAGUCACCAGAGAGGUGUCCAAUAUCAAGUCUAUGUACGAUCAUGAGCUUUCUGACGCCAGAAAGCUUCUCGACGAGACGCAUCGCGAAAAAGCGCGUUUAGAGAUCGACGUUAAACGUCUUUUGGAUGAAAAUGAUGAACUUAAACAGGACCUUGCGAAAAGGAGCAAGGAUUUGGUGCUGGCUGAAAACUCGGCGCGCAUAUACGAGACCAGAUGCAACGAGUUACAGCUGAAAUAUAACCAGGCCAACGCGGAUGCUAAGAAAGCGACCGCCGAUCUCAGAGAUCUGGAAAAAGAGCGCGACAAACUUAAGAAGUUACUUGAUGAACAUCGCAAGCAACUCGAGGAAGAAUCUCUCGCUCGGGUUGAAGUUGAGAACGCAAACCAGAGCCUAAGAGAAGAAUUAUCGUUUAAGGACCAGGUGUUCCAGCAGCAGCUCACCGAGACCCGUACCAAACGUCAGGUGGAGAUCAGCGAGAUCGAUGGCCGCCUCGCCGAGAAAUACGAGGCGAAGCUCCAGGAGGCACUGCAAGAUCUCCGUGAUCAGUACGAGACCCAGAUGGCGAACAAUCGCGCCGAAAUUGAGCUCCUCUACGAAAACAAAAUCAAAAAUCUGCAGUCGGCCGCAAACAGGCACAACAACGCGGCCGCGGCCGCCAUCGACGAGGCCCGCUCGGUUCGCACGAGGAUCGACACUCUGACGUCACGGGUAACGCAGCUGGAGAACGAGAACGCGGGACUCGUCGCCAGAGCACGCGAUCUCGAGAAGCUGCUCGAGAACGAGCGCCUACGUCACGCGGAAGAUCUCGCGGCGCUCGAGGCGGACCUGGCGCGCCUGCGUGACGAGAUGUCGCACCAGCUCCAAGAGUACCAGGAUCUCAUGGACAUCAAGGUGUCGCUCGAUCUCGAGAUCGCCGCCUACCGCAAGUUGCUCGAGUCGGAGGAGGCGCGGCUGAACAUCACGCCCGGUGGUGAACGCGAGGUGUCGCACAGCAGCAGCACGCGCAGCUCGUCGCAGCGGCGCACUCCCGUCCGCUUGGGUGCGAAACGCAAGCGCACACUGCUCGACGAGAGCCAAGAGUCGAGCGUGGCCGAUUAUAGCGUGACCAGUUCGUCGAAGGGCGACAUCGAGGUGUCGGAGGCCGAUCCGGAGGGCAAAUUCGUCAAACUGCACAACAAAAGCGGGCAGGAAAUUUCACUCGGCGGGUGGCACAUCAUCAGGCAGGCUGGCGACAACGAGACCAAGUACAAGUUUAUCAGGUCCACGAAGAUCGAGGGCAAGGGCACCGUGACCGUGUGGAGUUCCGACUUGAACAGGGAACACGAACCGCCUCACAAUCUCGUCAUGAAGGGCCAGAAGUGGGUGGUCGGCGACAACAUGACCACCACCGUGUUCAAUUCGGACGGAGAGGAGGUCGCUGUGUCCGAGAGGGUGAAGAGGCAGCUCUCCAGUUCGCAUCUGAGGCACCGAGAGAUGGCGGGCGGGUACCUAGGCCACGAGGAGUUGCAUCAUCAGCAGGGCGACCCCCAAGGCGACGAAAAAUGUCGGCUGAUGUGAUGCGACCCCGGGAGGUAAAGGGUGGGGGCAUAAUUUCCGGUAGUUCGCCUCUCUGGCGAAUUCGACCUUAUCUUUUUUUUUUAAAUUUGGGCGGGGGGGCUCGAGAAGGGUGCGUUUGGCGAGAAGCAUUUAUAAGCGUUCGCGCGGUGUGCGGAAGUACGGGGGGGGGGGAUCUUUUUUCUACUUCCUACUGUGCGAUAGUUGUAAGGAAUUUAGGUUUAGUUCUUUGCAAACGCAAAAAAGGACGCAAAGUUUAUUAACGCAACUUUUUUUUAUAUAUAUUUUUAUUUUAUAUAGAUGUGUAUACGGUUUCGGGUCGGGUACGUUUGAACUACUCGCCCGGGGUUAAACGUCGGUUUAUGCACGCAAUUAAAAACAGGAAUCAAAAUCGAAUGCGCGUUUUUGUUUUCGGAAAAAAAUUUUUUUUUUCCGAAAACAAAAAAGUUUAGAGAUUGUCAUUUUAAUUUUCGAUUUUUAUUUUUAUUCUCGUUUUCAUUUCCAUUUGCGUGUAUAAACAAACGUUUUAAUGGGGGUUCAAAAUCUGUGUAUCGGGGUGCGGACGACCGCGUCACGAAAAUCCGUUGUUCGAGUUUUCCAGUUUAGGUUGGUAAAUUUAAGUUACUUUUUCCUCAGUGAACUACUUUUUCAUUGUGUUCAAUAAAGUCGGAAACCGAAAAAUAGUUUA